AUGCAAACGUCUGAAGAUCUACCGCAAACAUCAUCCGGUUGUGUUUUGUACGAAUACGUACCGCCAGAAAUUAUUCAACGCUUCGACGACUACCUCGGAUUCGAGGACAGCUCUCAUUUUCAGAUUAGUGAUGAUCCAUCGGAUUGUUACCUUCAGUGCAGUUAUGGGCGAUCACCAAAGCGUCAAUUCUGCGAAGAAAAUCUCUCGGAAGUUUUAGAAAAAUGUGAAAAUAUCGAUCAAGUGGUUAUUGUUAUAAAGGAAAUGGGAAAUUUGUUUGGAGAUUUCGAGCAAGUUCGACUGAGAUCAAUGAAAGAGACAACGCCGUAUCAUCAAGGUGGAUACUUGGCAAGUUUCUUCAUGAGAAUACCUCCGCAGAUAAUUGCACGAUUGAAAUCCGUAUCUUUACACGUGGAUAUAAUGCGUGAAUCGUUUGGUGAAUUAUGGUUCCCGUGUCCAGUCCAAGACUUACGCUAUUGCAUUAGUAAUCUGGUUGAUGCACAUUUCGAAACAUUUGUUCAGAUUUCAUUUUGCUCGGCAUCAAUGCAUCCAAGUGAUUAUGAUGUGCGUAAUUUCUUGAUUAAUGGUAUGGAGAAUGUUUUGAAAGAAAUGACUGAAAAAGAUGCGAAAACCGACUUCAGUAUUGAUGUGAACGAAGGUUAUGUGGAUAUGACGAUUGAGAAGGGUAAUGUUGAGUAUUCGUUUGCAUUCUUCUACUAUAAUCCUGAAAUUUGUGAACCGUCUUCGCCCUCUACAUGUGCAUCGUCGUCAUCGACGGAGUCCAGCGAUACGGCUAUCGAGACGCCGUCGAACGUCUUCGAUUCACAAUUCUCCAUCGACGAUCAGCAAUCAGUACAAAUAUUCGAUAACCAGUCAUUCAAUUCGUACAAUAUCCAAAAUCUUUUCGUGCCUAUUGAUUUAGCAGCCAAUAUUUCUUCACCGUCCGCUGCUGCGCUCAUGCAAUUUCAGCAGUUUUUUUUCGUCUCCUAA
This is a messenger RNA of Anisakis simplex (herring worm), 987 nucleotides long. The record is from the annotation of a GenBank genome assembly. Lineage: Eukaryota; Metazoa; Nematoda; Chromadorea; Rhabditida; Anisakidae.